GAAAUUUCACAAGAGACCAAAAUUUCCAGUGUCCCUUUGUCUCUCCAAUUCCUACAGUCUCAAAGAAGAGAAAAGGAGCGGAGACGCGGAAGAAACCCACGACCACCCAAACCACCAAAACAUGAAACCCCAACACAAACUUUCACUUUCCUUUCGUAUUUUUCGUGUUUUUGUUCUUAAAAAGUAUAAAGGUUUUGUCUUGAAUUCACAUUCUCCUUGAACCCUUUUGUGGAUUCUAUCAAAUUCUGUGUUUUUCUUGGGGUUUCGAUCAUCAUCGUCAACUUGUACAAAAAAACCCAAGAAACACAAUGGCCAGUGACACAAAAAGAGGGUCUCUUUCUCGUUUAUCACCAUUAGCUAGGCCUUUUACCUUGAGCAAACCCAAUAAUUCAAGCUUUAGUCCUUCAAAUUCUGCGCUUGAUCGGUCCUUUUCAAGUUUCAGUGUAGAAGGUGACUCCUUUGCUUUUUAUCCUCAAUACCCACCAGGGGUUUUGCAAGUUUCAGCUGAUUUUUCAAGUCUUGCCCGUGAUUCUUCACUUCAAGAUACAAGCUUUAACCCUUCCAGUUCCAUGCUUGAUCGGUCCUUUUCAAGUUUCAGUUUAGAAGGCGACUCCUUUGCUUAUUAUCCUCAAUACCCAUCUGGGGUUUUGCAAGGUUCAGCCGAUUUUGGUUUGUUUACUGAGUCAAAGUCAGACUUUGAUGCUGUGCCUGUAACCAAGUCCACUGAACUUGGCUAUGAGGCUCACAAGAGUGGUGAUCUUCGAGGGAUUCUUCACUGGAAAGAUAAGCAUGGUGGUUUUUCAAUGUUUAAUUAUGACUCCACGAAACAAGCUUUAGUUCACAUGCUAUUCAUCUUCCCAGCAGGAUCUCCUGCUGAAGGAUUGAAGCUGAGUCCUGAAACAUCUGAUAGUUUGUGCGGAAAACUCUCUGGGAUCUCAUUAAAUGAUCAUGAAGUCAGACCUAAAAGAACUAGGGAAAUUGACUCUCAAAGUGUGCCAAUCUCUUCAAAGUUCUCAACGACAUCAGAUUUGAACUCUUCUGCCAUUCUUCAAGAUCCUCAAAGCGGGAUAAAUUACCUACCACCAUCAGUAUCUUGGAGCUCCUGUGAUACAAACAUUGCUUAUUUUGGGAGAAGCUUAUCACAGCAACUUGAUUUUCAUGCAGCCAAACAGAAUGUUCCCCCUUCAUCAGAUUUCAAUUCUUUGCCAGUUUUAGUUUCCGAGCCAUCAGUAGCUAGUCCAGGCUAUUUACCCUUUAAUCAUGUGUUGUCAGAGAACCUAGAUUCUGAUGGAGAUGGUGGAGUUAGCAAAAAUAACUUUCUUGGGUAUGGUCAAGCAAGUUUAAAGAAGCCUCAUGCUGUUGUGGAUAAAAGCAAGGAAGUUUUCCAUAAUAAAGUCCUGACAGAUAAAGGCAAAGAAGGAAAAAUGGGCAAAACUGUCACUAACGAGGUUAUGGAGCCCGUGCCAAUGGCAAAGUCUGAGCUGCAAAUCACUUGUCCCAGUCCUCCUAUUGAUUUGACUCUGGAAGUGGAUAAAAGCAAGGAAGUUUUCCAUCAUAAAGUCCUGGCAGAUAAAGGCAAAGAAGGAAAAUUGGGCAAACCUGUCACCCAUGAGGUUAUGGAGCCCGUGUCAAUGGCAAAGUCUGAGCUGCAAAUCACUUGUCCCAGUCUUCUUAUUGAUUUGACCCUGGAAUCCCUUGGUAUUAAAGAAAGUGAUCCUAUUGAAAAUUCUUCUAAAGUAAUCAACGAGAAUGAUUCUGAUCUGGAUUCUCCUUGUUGGAAAGGAAAACUUGCCGCUGAGCAAUCAAGCUGUGAAGUUUCUGUACCUGAUAAUUUCCAGCAUCUUAAAAGCGAACAAGAAGCAUGCAGUUAUUUAAAUCCUCUUGCGCCUCAUUUUUUCCCCAGCAGUGACAAACAAAAAGUAAAUUACUGUGGAAAUGAAGGUGAUGGAAAUGAUUGUUUUUCUUUCCAGAAGACUGCGUCUUCUGUGGUUAGUUUAUUCUCCAGAGAACAGAGACUACAACAUUCCGCUACAGCUGGAUCAUCUUCUUCAGAACAGAGCAGUAUUACUGAGGCACAUUGCUAUAGUGACAUGCAUGUUCCUAAUAAGGAAUAUGAGCUACUCACUGACUCCAGCAGUAGCUCCAUGCAUGGCUCAUCUUGUGUGGUUCUACCAUCUGUUCUGGAAGAUUACUUCACAUCUAGUGGCCAGCUUCUGACUGGGCAAUGUGUUGGUGGAUUUGGGAAGGCUAUCAAGGAUACAGCACCUAAUGGUUCAACUAGUGUGUCGUUGUUUGCAAGCAAACAUGUCUUCGAUUCAUCGUCCUGUAGAGAAGGUGUUUCUACUGAUUUAAGUGAAACAUAUGGGGGUGCAACUAAGCCUUUGUGCUCACCUCCAAGAUUAGAUUUUCAAAUAGUGGUUAAAACAAUGAAUGAACUGUCAGAAUUGCUUAUGCAAAACUGCACAAAUGAUUUAGAUUCUCUGAAUGAGCAUGAACAUGAUAUAAUCAAGCGCAUUAUCCAUAAUCUUACUCUGUGUAUCAGAAACAGGGCUGGAGAACAUACUCUUAUGUCUGAAUCAAGUCAUCCUCACACUUCAUAUUGUGUUAGGAAAUCAACUCAUCUAAACAAGUGCUCGAACAUGGAACUUCAAACAACAAGGACAAAGGCUGUAAUGGUUUCGCAUGAACUUGGGCAUCAGAAUAAGCAUGAAAGGCAGAUGAGUUCUACUAGUUUUAGGGAGAGAUUCCUGGAUUCUUUAAAUGCAAGGAAUGGAGGAUUCAAUAAAAAUGAACACAUUACUGAGGUCAAUGAGAAGGCUCUGGAAGGACAUUAUGAACUUGAGGAAGAAGAGAACCCUCAAGUUUUGUUCUACAAGAAUUUGUGGCACGAGGCUGAAGCAGCUCUUUGUUCCAUGAAGUAUAAAGCUUCUGUUCUGGGUAUGAAAACUGAGAUGGAAAAGAUAAAGAUGGCAAUAAGAUAAAAGAUAUUGUAAUUACCUGAGCUCUCCCUUAAGGGCUUUCGAUGCAACCUUCUGUUCUUCCUGCCCUCUGCUGUGAGGUUGGUGAUUUUAUUGUAAAGUUCUUGCGUUGGGAACCCACCUUGCAUCCAGAUGUAUAUACAUGUAAGUUAUACUGGUUUGACAGAAGUUGUCGAAGCACUCGACUUUAUAUUUGAUACUGCUGGGGCACAUGGGCAAUUGACUGUUUCAUUGACGGGGCUAAGGGAAGGAAACAUCUUUUUAUUUCUUUGACAAACAAUUGAGUAUAGUAAAGACUACUGUCCUUAUAAUUCAAAUGCUGCAAGUUCACUA
Molecule: messenger RNA, 3311 nt
Organism: Populus nigra (black poplar)
Lineage: Eukaryota; Viridiplantae; Streptophyta; Magnoliopsida; Malpighiales; Salicaceae
Exons: 4
Coding region: 309-2981 (890 amino acids)
Source: RefSeq, a predicted model, not a curated record